ACUGGGAUCCCAGGCAUGGAGCAUGCUCACAUUUGGGUCUCUAUCCCAAUGUGCCUCAUGUACCUCGUUGCCAUCCUGGGGAACUGCACCAUCCUCUUUUUCAUAAAAACAGAGACCUCUCUGCAUGAGCCUAUGUACUAUUUCCUCUCCAUGCUGGCCUUUUCUGAUUUGGGACUGUCUAUCUCCUCCCUUCCAACCAUGCUGAGAAUCUUCUGGUUCAGCAUCACUAGAAUUUCCCCUGAUGCUUGCUUUGCCCAGGAGUUUUUCAUUCAUGGAUUCUCAGCUAUGGAGUCAUCAGUUCUUCUCCUCAUGUCCAUUGAUCGUUUUAUAGCUAUCUACAACCCUCUGCGAUACACCUCCAUUCUGACCAGUGCCAGAGUCAUGAAUGUUGGCCUUGCAUUUGCCGUGAAAAGUAUUCUAUUGGUCUUUCCUUUCCCCUUUAUUCUAAAGAGGCUAAAAUUCUGUAAGAAAAGCCUUCUAUCCCACUCUUACUGCCUCCACCAGGAUGUCAUGAAGCUGGCCUGCUCUGACAACAGGGUCAAUAUCAUCUAUGGAUUACUUGUGGCUCUAAUGGCUAUGUUAGACUUGGUGUGUAUUUCUGUGUCUUAUGUUCUGAUCCUGAAAAUUGUUCUGGGCAUCGCCUCACAUAAGGGCUGUCUCAGAGUCUUCAACACUUGCAUCUCCCACAUCUGUGCUGUGCUCAUCUUCUAUGUGCCUAUUGUCACCUUGGCUAUUAUUCACCGCUUUGCCAAAAGUGUUUCCCCACUUAUUAGAGUCGUCAUAGCUGAUACUUUCCUUCUGGUUCCCCCUCUAAUGAAUCCCAUUGUGUACUCGGUGAAGAGUCAGCAGAUUAGAAGUCUGAUCCUUACAAAAUUAUGUGGGAAACCAGGUUGAUGGGAAAUUUCAGCUGCAAUGA
Molecule: messenger RNA, 916 nt
Organism: Vicugna pacos (alpaca)
Lineage: Eukaryota; Metazoa; Chordata; Mammalia; Artiodactyla; Camelidae
Product: olfactory receptor 51A7-like
Biological process (GO): G protein-coupled receptor signaling pathway
Cellular component (GO): plasma membrane
Molecular function (GO): G protein-coupled receptor activity; olfactory receptor activity
Source: RefSeq, a predicted model, not a curated record